GCAAGGCAAACGCAGCAUUCCAUUGGAAAUGAAUGUACUUCUGAUGUACCAAAACGCAAGAACACUGUCGGUGUGAAGGCCUUAAUGCUGUAGCUCAUUUUAUUCAGAAAUCAAGAGAAAGCGUGCAUCUGUCCUCCGGUAGGCUACAGAAAAUACGUCGAAAUAAGUAUCCAACAAGUUUUUGUAGUCUGGCUUUUCCUGGGAUGGACUCAACAAGAUGUAUAAGGAAUAGCCGUGGCAGCUGAGAGGCCAGCAUUUUAAAGGAAACUACUAAGAUGUCUCGUCGAUAUGAUUCAAGAACAACCAUCUUCUCGCCUGAAGGCCGCCUAUACCAGGUAGAGUAUGCCAUGGAGGCCAUUGGUCACGCUGGCACUUGUCUGGGGAUUUUGGCCAAUGACGGUGUGCUGCUGGCGGCUGAGAGGAGGAACAUCCACAAGCUAUUGGACGAGGUGUUUUUCUCAGAAAAGAUCUACAAGCUGAAUGAGGAUAUGGCGUGUAGCGUGGCUGGAAUCACAUCCGAUGCCAAUGUACUGACCAAUGAGCUGAGACUGAUAGCACAGAGAUACCUACUGCAGUACCAGGAGCCUAUCCCCUGUGAGCAGCUGGUUACAGCUCUGUGUGACAUCAAACAGGCCUACACACAGUUUGGAGGGAAAAGGCCCUUUGGCGUGUCUCUGCUGUACAUGGGUUGGGACAAACACUAUGGUUUCCAGCUCUACCAGAGUGACCCCAGCGGCAACUACGGAGGCUGGAAGGCCACCUGUAUCGGCAACAAUAGUGCCGCGGCCGUGUCCAUGCUGAAGCAGGACUUCAAAGAAGGAGAGAUGGCUCUGUCCUCUGCCCUGGCUCUGGCCGUCAAAGUGCUCAACAAGACUAUGGACGUCAGCAAGCUGUCUGCUGAGAAAGUGGAGAUCGCCACUCUGACCAGAGAGAACGGAAAGACUUGCAUCAAGGUGCUGAAACAGAAGGAAGUGGAUGAGCUGAUCAAGAGACAUGAGGCGGAGGAGGCCAAAGCGGAGAAAGAGAAGAAGGAAAAAGAGCAGAAGGAGAAGGACAAAUGAGUGGCCCACAUUGUUACUUUUCUGUAAAAAAAAUUAAAAUAGUUCAGGUUUUCUAAAUUGUUCUUUGACUAUCUGUUGUAUUUCUUUAAAUAAAGGCAAAAUACUAUACA
Molecule: messenger RNA, 1171 nt
Organism: Oncorhynchus mykiss (rainbow trout)
Lineage: Eukaryota; Metazoa; Chordata; Actinopteri; Salmoniformes; Salmonidae
Gene: psma4
Product: proteasome 20S subunit alpha 4
Biological process (GO): ubiquitin-dependent protein catabolic process
Cellular component (GO): proteasome core complex, alpha-subunit complex; proteasome core complex
Source: RefSeq, a predicted model, not a curated record